Anopheles marshallii is the source of this 3772-nucleotide messenger RNA. It is a transcript of the gene Gmap, whose product is annotated as thyroid receptor-interacting protein 11. Lineage: Eukaryota; Metazoa; Arthropoda; Insecta; Diptera; Culicidae. Gene Ontology annotation, cellular component: Golgi apparatus. Gene Ontology annotation, molecular function: small GTPase binding. Bases 1 to 3750 code for a protein of 1249 amino acids. Gene Ontology annotation, biological process: endoplasmic reticulum to Golgi vesicle-mediated transport; Golgi organization. The record is from RefSeq and is a predicted model, not a curated record. The transcript has 6 exons.
AUGUCGUGGCUAAAGCUGAACGAUAGCCUGAACAAGGUGAAAGGAUCGAUCACCUCCUUCACGCAGGAAGUGUUUGCGGAAGGUAUCAUCGGGGAGGACGAAAGCGAACAGAAUCCGGCCCGGGAGCUAAACAUUGCACGUGAAAAAAUCACCCAACUAUCGGACUUAUGUGCGACACAGGACCAAGAGAUUGUGACCCUUCGCAAGCAGGUUGCAGACUAUCAACAACAGCAUCAGCAGCCAUCCGGUUCCGGAACCCAGCAGCCGGGUUCGUCGCUUGCCUCCAAACCGCAUUCGGUUGAGUUACUUUGUGCGGCAACUUCGUCCACAUCCACAAAACCUGCCGGUACUCUCGGUCCCGAACAGCAGCAUGUGGGCAGCACAACGACCGUCACCAGCACGCUCGAGGACAGUUGGUUCUGGGAUCCGGAAAAUAACAUCUCGUCCACGUCGUCCUCGUCGAAGAAAGACGACAACGAGUCCCCCUCCUCCGGUCCGACCGAGCUGACGACGAUACCACUGGAAGCGCCUGCUAAUGAAGGUGACAUCAUCGAUCGACUUCAGCGCCAGCUGAGCGAAAAGUCCCAGCAGCUGAAGAAGCAGCAGCUCGAGAAUGCGCUCUUGAACGAAAAGCUGGGCCAGGUGAGCAGCGAAAACCGCGAGCUGAACGAAAACAUCGAAGAGCUCGACCGCCAGCAUGAGGUGGUGCUGGAGAACUUGGUCGCGGGCAAGCGCGAUCUGCAAGCCCAGUGCGGUCGGCUCGAAGCGGAGCUGAAGUCGAAAGCGGCCGAAUCACACACGUCCCUGCAGGAGCUUCAAGCGCGCUUCGAACGGUUAGAGCAAGCGCACGCUCAAACCUGCCAGGAUAAUGAAAAGCUAGCAGCCGAAACGGAAAAGCUUACGGCCGAGCUGGAACGAAUCGUGUGCGAGAAUGUGGAGGCGGUGGCAGCGCUCGAGACACAGCUUGAAGAGAAGCGGCGCGAACGGGCUUCUUUGGACGAACGGUGCCGUACCUUGAGUGCGGAAGUCGAGGAGCUUCGCACCGAACGCGGCGCUGAAGAAGCUGAGUUUGUGGUAGCCGUACCGACGGCGGAUGAAAGGGCCACGAACGUGAUCUUGCAAGCGGAACUGGAGGAGGCCAAACGCACGCUGGAGGACGUCCGUACGGAGCGGGACAAUUUGCAGAAGCUAACUGCGGAGCUCGAUCGGUCCGAACACAUCGGUCAGCUGGAGCGUGAAAUAGGAGAGCUGCAGAACGAACUGCGCAGCGUCAUCAUCGACAACUCGGUACAGCUUGAGUCGAAGGAAAAGGAGUAUGACGAGAAGUUGGCUGUAUUGCGCCACGAAAUUCAGGCACUGCAAGACAGGACGGCCAACGAACCCAAGCCGGAUGCGCGCAUUGCUGAGAUAAUACGCAACUUUUUCGACCUAGAUCUUUCAAGCCCCGACGAACUGGUCGAACGAUUCCAGCAGUCACGCGAUGUGGAGGCAAAGCUAACAGCCAUAGAGAAGAAACUGAUCGAUGCAGGGAAGGAAAUUAAUUUCCUCAAGUCGGAAAACUCGCGCAUCCAGCACGACAAGGACACGCUGACGGCGGAUUUAAUGCAGUACGAGAAGGAGUGCGCCAGCUUGAUGAAGAACAACGAUCGCUUGCUGGAAGAGCUGGAAAACGUCAAGUGCAAUAAGCUGGAAACGAUCAACGAAAAUGCGGAGGACAGCAUCGUGGUGCUUGAGAAGCAGCUCGACGAUUCACACCGUCUAAACCGUACGCUGGAGGAAGAGUAUCGCGAGUCGCAUCGGAAGCUGGAAGAAGUGCUGGAAGAGAAGGAAGAACUGCUGAUGAAGGUGGCCUCGCUGGAGAGUUGUGCCAGUGAUAGUAAGGCUAGAGUGCGCGACCUCGACCAAUCACUGGCGGAAACGCGCAAGGAACGCGACCAGGUAGUGCAGCAAUUGGAACAGUUGCGACAAGUCGGUGGACAGGAAGCGGAUCAACUGCGUACCGAGCUAACCAGCGUGCAGGGACAGCUGACCACGAUCAAUGAGGAUCAUGCGAACCUGGUGCGUAAAUUGCAGCAAUUACAACAAACAUCAUCCGAAAACAUUCGCAACUGGGAGUCAAAGUUUGAGGAGAUGCGAACGCAGCUCGAGGCAAAGGAAUCGGAUCUACAGCAAGCACGGGAAGCUUCGGCGGUUGCCGAGCAGCAGGAGGAGUUAAGCGCAGAAAACGAGCAUUAUCGAGCCGAGGUUGAGAAGCAACGGGAGGCGCUGGAAAGUCUUACCCAGCAAAAGGAAAACCUCGUACAGCUGGUAACGACGAAACACAACGAAAGCGUCCAAUAUCAUGCGGAAAUUCAGCGAUUAAGCCAACUGCUGCAAGCGGAAACCGAACGAGCCGCACCGACCUGUCCCGACUGUCCAGCGUUGCGCGAGAAGCUGCAGGACUACGAACGGCUCACGGACCAGAUACAGUUUCUGCGCGAAAAGUCCGACAUCCUCACGGCGAAUCUGAUGACCGAGCAAAACAAUCAGCGGAUGGCGCUGCAGCAGAAGCAAGAGCUGGUGGAGCAGCGUGAUGGUUUGCAGCGCGAUCUCGAACGGUUGCGCCAGCACCUGCUCGAAAUCGAGGAAGCACACACGCAGGAAACGGUCGAACUGCAGCGACGGUACGACGAUACGCGCCAGCAGCUGGCAUCGCUCGAGCGCGAUGUAAAACAGUCCACCAAUGCGCUAACCUCCGCCAGCAUUCGGGCGAACCAGCAGGCGGAAACGCUGCAGGCACAGUAUCAACUGUUGCUGCAGCAGCGCGACGAACUAGGUGCACGGCUGAGUGCGGCGGACGAUCGGGAUCAAAAAAAUCAAGCAGCUCUCACGAACCUGCAGUGCGCGCUGGAACAGUUCCAGAUGAACCGAGAGCGCGAUAUCGAGCUGGCCACGGGCAGCAUUCGCAACGAGCUGGAACAGUCGCGGGCCCGGGAAGAUGGACUAAAGGACAUGCUAAAGCAGGUACAGCAACAGUUGACCGAUGCAAAGACCGGUCUGCUGGCAGCGGCACGCAUUUCCGACCAGCUGGAAAUUUCGCAAGUGACGGUUGCCUCACUGAAAGCGGAAUUGACCAAGCGUGAUGAACGGUAUGCGGCGCUCGAACAUCGGCUGCAGGAAACGGAAGCAAGCCAAGCGGACAAGGUGGAAAAGAUGCUGGUGAAAAAUCUGAUCAUCGGGUACGCGGUUGCACCGAACGCAUCCGACAAGCAGCAAAUCAUGAAACUGAUCUCGUCCGUACUGACGAUGGACCAGACCGAAUGCACCAAGGUGGGGCUACACCAUAAGGGUCCCGGUGGGACGGGCGGUGGUGGAUGGUUGAACAGCAUCCUUGGCGGAAGUGGCGUUGAAGCGGGCGGAGCCAACUACAACAAGGAAUCCCUUACCGAGGCUUUUGUGAAAUUUCUCGAGAAGGAAUCGGCACCGCGCGCAACCGCAAGCUCUAGUCUACUGAACAUAGUCACAUCACCGGCGGCAGGAAUGGCAAGUAACGCUUCCAACAUCACCGGUACGCAAGAUCAACAGCUUGCGGGAACGUCGGCCGGCAGCACGGUGGCUAGUGCCAGCGCUGGAAGCAAUUUGAUCACUGCACCACCGGCACUGGUACAACCGAUCCUGGUGCCGGAAGCGAUGAUGAUGAUGCAGCAGCCCGGUUUUGCACCGCCACGAAGCUCCAGCUCCAUACUCAAGGAUAUACUGAGCGAUUCCUGAUACACUUACGGUGAUCCGUUGC